Molecule: messenger RNA, 2632 nt
Organism: Gymnodraco acuticeps
Lineage: Eukaryota; Metazoa; Chordata; Actinopteri; Perciformes; Bathydraconidae
Product: beta,beta-carotene 9',10'-oxygenase-like
Exons: 12
Coding region: 117-1787 (556 amino acids)
Biological process (GO): carotene catabolic process; retinal metabolic process
Cellular component (GO): mitochondrion
Molecular function (GO): carotenoid dioxygenase activity; beta-carotene 15,15'-dioxygenase activity
Source: RefSeq, a predicted model, not a curated record
CUCCCCUCAUCUGGUGUUACGUAAUAGUGUUGCUGCAUGCACUUAAAUUCAUAUGGUGGGUGCAGCAAGACGCGGUCACAAGGCAGCAGUUGUAUCCAUCCACAAUACACGAAGAUAUGCCUCCUGUGAAUAUCGACAGUUCAGAUGAUGCCAAGCCUGUUGACAAUGGCAAGGCCGAGAAAUGCAUUACCACCGCGAUGAAGGGGCUGGAGACCAUUGAGCCUUUGGUGUGCUCUGUAGAAGAAACCCCAGAGCCCAUCUCCACUGAGGUACAAGGAUCCAUUCCUUCAUGGGUCAAAGGAAACCUCCUCCGAAACGGCCCGGGGAAGUUUGAAUUUGGAAACACACACUACAAUCACUGGUUUGAUGGGAUGGCGUUGCUGCAUAAGUUCACCAUCGCAGAAGGCCAGGUGACCUACAUGAGUCGCUUCCUGAACAGCGAGGCCUACAGGAAGAAUAGUGAAAGGGACCGCAUCAUGAUGUCAGAAUUUGGUACCCUCGCUUUGCCGGACCCCUGUAAAAACAUCUUCCAGCGCUUCCUGUCCCGCUUUGAGAUGAUGGACUCCACGGACAAUGCAAGUGUGAGCUUUGUGAAAUACAAAGGUGACUACUAUGUCAGCACGGAGACAAACUUCAUGCAUAGAGUGAACCCGGAAAACUUAGAAACAUUGGACAAGGUAGACUGGAGCAAGUUCAUUGCUGUGAAUGGAGCUACUGCUCACCCCCACUAUGACCCUGACGGUACCGCCUACAAUAUGGGUAACUCCUAUGGAAGCAAAGGAGCGUUGUACAACAUCAUCAGAGUUCCUCCUGAGAAGUCUGACUCCAAAGACACUCUCCAAGGAGCCAAAGUCCUCUGCUCCAUUGUGCCUGCCAACAAGUCCCAUCCCUCCUACUACCACAGCUUUGCCAUGUCAGAGAACUACGUGGUGUUCAUCGAGCAGCCAAUAAAGAUGGACCUGAUGAAGAUAGUCACAGCUAAACUGAGGGGGAAGGCUUUGAGCGACGGCAUCUACUGGGAUCCCAAACAGGAAACUGUCUUCCAUCUCGUGGACAAGCGUACAGGCGAGGUUAGCCCGGUGAAGUACCACACCAAAGCCGUGUCCAACUUCCAUCAGAUCAACGCCUUCGAGGAGGACGGGUUCCUGAUGGUCGACCUGUGCUGCGCAGACGACGGUGGAGCCAUCAACAACUAUCUCAUCCAGAACUUACGCAAGUCAGGAGAAGCAUUAGAUGAGGUCUACAACACAAUAUGCAGGUCCUUCCCGAGGCGUUUUGUUCUGCCGCUGCAGCUGACGGGUGAGACCCCGACAGACCAGAACCUGAACACACGGCCCUCCAGUACAGCAACCUGUGUCCAGAUCAACAAAGAUAAGGUGUUUUGCCAACACGAGGAUCUCCAUGGAGACGACCUCUACGAGUACGGUGGCCUGGAGUUCCCUCAGAUCAACUACGGGAAAUAUAACACGCGACAAUACCGAUAUUUCUACGGCUGCGGAUUCAGACACCUGGUGGGAGACUCUCUGCUCAAGAUGGACCUCAAGGACAAGACGCUCAAGGUCUGGUACCAGAAGGGGUUCUUCCCGUCCGAGCCGGUGUUUGUGCCGUCACCUGACGCUGUGGAGGAGGACGAGGGUGUCAUCCUGUCUGUGGUCCUCACCCCCUCACAGGAUAAAGGAACGUUCCUCCUGGUUUUGGAUGCAAAGACAUUUGAAGAACUGGCCAGAGCCAACGUGCCCGUUAACAUGGCUUAUGGUUUCCAUGGUGCGUUCAAUGCCACUCCAUAAACCGUUUUUUAAUGUAUUUUGAUUCACAAUGUCUCUAAAUAAAUGUUAUACAAUGAGAAUAAUAAUGCCAAAAACAGUCUUAAUCCUCAUAACCACUAUAUGCCCGAUGGUACUGAAUGCAAGAAAUAAAGAUAGAUGCAGUGUUUUGUUACUGAACUGAUCUCUGGUUUUUAGUAACAUCCAACAGGAAUUAAUUUACAGUAAAGAGGCCUUGUUAUGAUUUUGGGGGUUUUCCAUUUCCUAAGGUGCUUUAUAUAGGUUUGUGUGCAUGUAAACGGUUCAAAUCCCAAAGAAAAGCCUCUAUCGGACUCCUUUGAUUACUUCUGCAACAUAGUGACAUCACUACGUAACACUCACACUUCUAUUGGCUUGCGCUCCAACACAUUGUACGUCAUAGGCUAAGGGGCCGGACCUCUCUAAGCGGUUGAUCAAUCACAACAGAGCCGGCCAGCUAACCAAUCAGAGCAGACUGACAGGGCUCUGGUUUCAGACAGAGGGUGAAAAGAGGUGCUGCAGCACAGGCAGUAUGAGAACAAUUAAAAGCUUUUUGAACAUUAAAGCAUGGAGACAUGUCAUAGGAGAGACACUAAAUACAAAUAAGAAGCUGAACAUUUGCUUUAAAGGGAUAGUACUUCUGAAUUCGGGUGGUUUAAGUUAACUACUUAUCCGUAGUAAGUAAAUGAGAGAUCAGCACGCUGCCAUGUUAAAAAAAGAGACAAGAGUAUCAGCAUGGACGCAAAGUAAUGUAGCAAUACGUAUUAAAGCCAGUCAAUAUCAGUUUAAGUGUACGCUAUAUUUUUACCACUUUACCUUAGUGCUCUUUUCCUAGCCCUCAGACUCCUUUU